Messenger RNA from Podarcis muralis (Common wall lizard), 1313 nucleotides. Lineage: Eukaryota; Metazoa; Chordata; Lepidosauria; Squamata; Lacertidae. The record is from RefSeq and is a predicted model, not a curated record.
AUGUAUUUCUUCCUUAGCCACCUUGCCUUAGCUGACUUGGGCUUCACCUCCACCACCAUCCCCAAAGUGCUAGAAAACUUGUUGUCUCAGAAAAAGACCAUCUCCUAUCAUGGCUGCCUGGUCCAGAUGUACUUUUAUGUGUGUUUUGGCAAUUCAGACAGCUUCCUGUUGGCUUCCAUGGCCUAUGACCGUUACGUGGCCAUCUGCUUCCCCCUGCGUUAUUCUACCCUGAUGAACCGUAAGCGUUGCCUCCUCCUAGCAACAGUGUCCUGGGUUAUCCCUAUUGUCCACUCUCUGCUUUAUACCAUUUUGAUGUCCCACAUGUCUUUCUGUGACUCUAGAGAGAUCCCACAUUUCUUCUGCGAUCUUUACCCUGUGUUGGAGAUCUCUUGCUCAGACCGCAGUGUCAUAGAAAUGCUGAUUCUGACUGAAGGGUCGGUGGAGGUCCUGGGGCCAUUUUUGCUGAUCGUCAUCUCCUAUAUGGGCAUUUUCUACACCAUCCUGAAGAUUCCAUCCAACUCUGGAAAGAAAAAGGCUUUCUCCACGUGUGGGUCCCACGUUGCUGUGGUGGUCUUGUUUUAUGGCACUGUGAGCUGGAUUUAUUUCAAGCCACGUUCCAACAACUCGGAUCGCAAGGACACUGUGGCUGCUGUCAUGUAUACCAUGGUGACCCCUAUGCUGAAUCCCUUCAUCUACAGUCUCAGGAACAGUGAAAUGAAAGCAGCCUUGAUAUCAUUGAUUUGUAGGAGAAAAUUGAACUCAAUAGGGCUUCAUCUAAUUGACUUUGAAAAUUCUGACGCCAAAGAUACCUGGGAAAUUAUCAGGAAGAAUUUUACAGGAAAAAGUGUUCUCUCCACUCUUGAGGUUGCAAAGCACAGCACUUGCUCUCCUCUCUAUUUAAAUCUCCCUUUGUGUAGAGAUUUUCAAAAGGGUUACAUGACAAAUCUGAAGAAUCAUGAACUGUGCAGGCUGUUUAUGCUAGCCAGAUUUAAUAUGUUUCCCUUGAUGAUAGUAAGAGGAAGAUAUUUAGCUCUCCCAGAAGCAGAGCAUCUCUGCAAAUGUGGUAGGCAGGAACCUGAUACAUUGGAGCAUAUUUUCUUUUCUUGUGAUUUUGGCAUUUAUGCCGGAAGACAAUUAUUAGAGGCUUUACAACUUAACAGGCUCGGUUCUAUGCCACCAACGGUUCAGGACCUGCUCUCAGACAGGAAUGAUCAAAUUACUUUAAUAGUGGCUAAAUUUUUGUGUGCUGUCCAUGUGGAAAGACUGGGCCAUUAUAGAGAGAUUUAGUAGUUCUUGAUUGGUCAGUGAUGUGG